This is a messenger RNA of Rana temporaria (common frog), 1869 nucleotides long. RefSeq names its product cannabinoid receptor 2 (gene CNR2). The record is from RefSeq and is a predicted model, not a curated record. Gene Ontology annotation, cellular component: membrane. The transcript is spliced from 3 exons. Gene Ontology annotation, molecular function: cannabinoid receptor activity. Gene Ontology annotation, biological process: cannabinoid signaling pathway. NCBI's taxonomy places the organism in Eukaryota, Metazoa, Chordata, Amphibia, Anura, Ranidae. Bases 579 to 1652 code for a protein of 357 amino acids.
UGUGUCCCUUUUCAUGUUCUGUCAAUCAAGCAGAAAGUGAAGGAAAUAAACACACUUCCUGUUGAGUCAACCACUGGCUGGCAUCAUGCAAGACUCCUACCAACAUUCAAGACUUUGCUAAUGUUGAGAAGGAGAACGAAGACGGAGGUAACAAGAAAAAAAAAUCACAAAGAAGAUUCUCGUCUCGUGUCUAAAGUACUGCAAAAAGAAUAAAGAAUGUGAAGACAUAUGUGACCGGAAUUCUGUAUCCAUCUACUCUGCAGAAUGAGACCAAGUUGUCCAGCAAAAGUGGAAAAUGAAGGACAAACCAUUUAACACAGACAGGAGUGCUUACAAUGGGAAAGAGCAAAGUGGAAGUACUUAAUGUAACCAAUCAACAUUCAUCUUCCUGUUACAUACAGACAAAAGGUGGAAUCUGACUGGCUGUUCUCCCUCUACUGGAAAAUGCAUUUAUUUACUCACUGACAUUAAUUAUAACAUGUAUUGUACAUGUAUAUAUAUAUAUUUUUUUUACCCAGUGUUCAUUACGGCACCAUCAAUAAGGAUUCCCUGAGGCAUUUGGAAGGACAUCGAUAAACAUGGAUGGUUGUAACACUAGUUCCAUUAGUAGCUCUGAAAAAUGUGCCACAGAAGGAAUAGACAUCCAGUGCUACCUGAUCCUGAACAGCAGUGCACAGAAAAUCUUCAUAGCAGUGCUUUGUAUUAUAACAGGAACUGUGUGUAUCCUGGAGAAUUGUUUGGUCCUUUCCAUGAUCUUCACUUCAGUUCAUCUCAGAAUGAAACCCUCGUUUCUCUUUAUUGGCAGUCUGGCUACAGCGGACUUACUGGCCAGUCUUAUUUUUUCCUAUAGUUUUGUUGACUUUCAUGUCUUCCAUGGAGCAGGUACUCCUUCCGUUUUCUUAUUCAAACUCGGUGGUGUCACAUUAUCCUUCACUGCAUCCCUUGGAAGUCUACUUCUUACAGCAUUUGACAGGUACAUCUGUAUCUACAGACCCUCUAGGUAUAAAGCCAUAGUCACCCGAAAAAGAGCACUCCAGGCAUUAACUGUAAUGUGGAUCGGGACAACAAUUAUCUCCUAUCUACCGCUUAUGGGUCUAAAUUGCUGUAAUCUAGAUUCAGACUGCUCAGAACUUUUUCCCUUGAUUGACAAUAAAUACUUAGCGAGUUGGAUUUUCCUUAUAUUUAUUCUUCUCGGUGCCAUCAUUUUUUCUUAUGCUCACAUCUUAUGGAAGGCACAUAAGCAUACAAUUUAUAUGGUAAGACACAACUUACAAACAGAUCGUGGAGAACGUCGUAUGAGAAUGGACGUCAUGCUGGCCAAAACCUUAGUCUUGGUUUUGAUUGUACUUGUGGUGUGCUGGACUCCUUCUCUCAUUCUUAUGGUACACAGCUUGCUCUUUCCACUGGACGGGAAAAUAAAAACCGUUUUUGCUUUCUGCAGUACUCUUUGCUUGGUCAACUCCAUGGUCAACCCUAUAAUCUACGCUCUAAAAAGUAGAGAACUCCGCCGCAGACUAAUCAGGUAUCUCAAGAAGGUUAAAUGCCUAAAGAAAUUCUUUAAGAGUCCACCGGAGGUGGAAGGGACUCAGAAGAACGUGGAGUUAGAAAACACUUGUGAUGACACUCUUUGCGACACUGAGUUCAGUAAUUAAGAAUGAUCAAAUUUGCAGCACUUUGAUAUGAAUUUGCUUUUCUGAUUGCUACAUUGAAGAAAAAAAAAGGCUUGAAAAGUUGGAACGCGGGACUUGGUUUGCAAGGCAGAAUGCUAUUAUAAAAUGGAUAUGUGAAGUAUGAGAAGUACUUAGGCCCGGAUUCACGUAGCACUUACGCCAACGUAUCUCGAGAUACGCCGCUUAAGUGUAAAUGUGC